Messenger RNA from Prunus dulcis (almond), 1625 nucleotides. Its product is annotated as cytochrome P450 87A3-like. The record is from RefSeq and is a predicted model, not a curated record. Gene Ontology annotation, molecular function: monooxygenase activity; iron ion binding; oxidoreductase activity, acting on paired donors, with incorporation or reduction of molecular oxygen. Lineage: Eukaryota; Viridiplantae; Streptophyta; Magnoliopsida; Rosales; Rosaceae. The transcript is spliced from 9 exons. The coding region runs from base 1 to 1425 and encodes 474 amino acids. Gene Ontology annotation, biological process: sterol metabolic process.
AUGUGGGCUGCUGUUGGAUUGAGUUUGGUAGUUUUGCUAGUGACAUACAUUACUCACUGGAUUACACAAUGGAGAAAUCCAAAAUGCAAUGGGGUUCUCCCUCCAGGUUCUAUGGGCUGGCCUCUCGUUGGAGAGACUCUCAAUGCGAUGACUACGAGCUAUUCCAUUGAUCUUCAUCCUUUCUUUAAGACGAGACUUCAAAAAUAUGGCCCGAUAUUUCGGACUAGUUUGGCUGGUAAACCAGUUGUAGUCUCAACCGAUCCCAAAUUCAAUAGUUACCUAUUUCAACAAGAAGGCAAGCUAGUUGAACUAUGGUACUUGGACUCAUUUACCAAGAUCUUCAAGAUUUCUGACGAGAUAAAUGGAGCCGAUACCAUUCACAAGUACAUAAGGAGCAUUGCAUUGAAUCACUUGGGCGCUGAGACGCUUAAGGAAAAGUUGCUCCCUCUAAUAGAAAAAAGGGUCGUCAAAACUCUAGCCUCCUGGUCAAGUCAGGAAUCUGUUGAAGUUAAACAAGCUAGCUCAGUUAUGCUCUUCAAUUUUGGUGCCGAGAAUUUGAUUGGUUAUGAUGCUGAAACAUCAUCUGAUAACCUCAGUGAAAAAUUUUCUAAAAUCUUGAGCACUUUUUUGUCAAUUCCCUUGAAUGUUCCUGGUACAGCAUACCAUAACUGUUUAAAGGACCGCGAGAAGAUAACAACAUUGCUGAGGGAUAUGCUGAAGAAGAGACGCACAUCACCGGACACACAUCGAGGAGAUUUCCUUGACCAAAUCAGCAGCGACAUGGACAAAGAGAAGUUCUUGUCCGAGGAUUUUGUUGUUUAUGCCUUAUUUGGGGCCUUGUUUGCUGGCUAUCAUCCUAUUUCAUCAAUAAUGACAUUAGCUUUCAGUUUACUUUCAGAGCAUCCUGCAGCUUUAGAAGAGUUGACCGCUGAGAAUGAGGCACUUCUCAAAAACAGAGAAAAUCCAAAUUCCUCACUCACAUGGGACGAAUAUAAAUCGAUGACUUUCACUCGUCAGGUUGUCAAUGAAACUCUUAGACUGGGAAAUGUUGCACCUGCAUUGUUCCGCAGAGCUUUGAAAGAUAUCCCAGUAAACGGAUUUACAAUUCCAGCAGGUUGGACGAUUAUGGUUCUCACCUCUGCACUUCAACUAAGUCCCAACACAUUCACGGAUCCCCUCGAGUUCAAUCCGUGGCGUUGGAAGGACCUUGACUCCCUUGUUGUAUCGAAGAACUUCAUGCCGUUUGGUCGAGGGUCGAGACAAUGCGCAGGGGCAGAGUAUAGUAGGGUGUUCUUGGCCACCUUUCUCCAUGUCUUGGUCACCAAAUAUAGCUGGAAAAGGAUCAAAGCGGGACGCAUUACUCGAAAGCAUGUGUUAGGAUUUGGGUCAAGCAUUCACAUUAAGCUCACGGAGAAGAAAAACUGAUAUACUUUUCAAAUUCUAUUUAUGGGAAAUGAUCGAGCACUUGGCUAGAUGUACCUAUAAUUAAAAAUAACGUGCAAUUAAGUUAUGAAUUAGGCCAAAUACAGGAAAAUCUAUAUAAUUAAGUUGGAAUAAUUGAGGGUUGUGCACUAAAAAGGCCUCCCAGCUAUCAAAUAUUCACUACAUGAGUUGUUCUAAAUGAG